AUGGAUUUUAUGAAAAUGAGUAUCAAUAAAUUAAUAAUUAAACUUUCAUAAUAAUUUAUUUGUCUAAUGUAAGCAGUGUUUCCAAGUGCAAUACAUUCAUAUUGAACCUUCAAAGAUUUGACUUUUAAACCUGAAAGAAUUGAAAAGGAUUAUACUUUAUUGAUAUACUGGAUAUGCAUUAUGUUAAUGUCUAACAUUAUUUAAGUUAAUUAGAAUGUACAUUUUAAUGUGCUACUUAUAACUUAGACACUUUUAAUUGCAAAAUUUGUAUAGACACGAAUUAGCUUAUAACUUUAAAAAGUUAAAAAUUUCAAGUGCUCUUAUUCAAUUGUUAAUUUUAUUAUUUUGAUGAUCUAAUGA
Molecule: messenger RNA, 360 nt
Organism: Paramecium pentaurelia
Lineage: Eukaryota; Ciliophora; Oligohymenophorea; Peniculida; Parameciidae
Source: the annotation of a GenBank genome assembly